AUGGGCACGUGCGGAUCCUUUUUCCAGAACACACAAGGUGGUACGCAAAUGAUAAACCAUAUGCCAACAAAGUCAGUGUUUAGAGUCGAAGUAAAAACAGAGACUGACGCUACCAGACCAGAGAGUACCAUUAGAUCACAUAAUGGCGUCAUAAUACAUGCAAACCUUAAACCCUCGGACGCCCCAAUAAAAGCAGAGGAUGUUUCACAAUCUCAACACAAGGAGGGACUGAUUUUACCAAUGGAGAAGGACAAACAACUUCCCCAACGAGAGAAAUAUGUUAACAACAGAACAUCGAGGUUGUAUGACCUUACCAUUCCAUUUCAAAAGACUGAGGUACAACUAGAAGACCAGGAAGUACUGAAUGAAUUGAAAUCCAAAAUAACAACUGCUGUCUAUUUUCUCAAAGAUGCUGAUAACAUAAUUAGCGAAAAGGUUUUAGAAUGUCUAAAGUUAUGUAAAUUUACCUACUGUGACGAAAGAAUUCGCCUAUAUCGCCAAAUUAUUGGAAACCAUUUAUGCGAUUUAGGCUAUUCUGCACUUUUUUGUAAGUUCUUGACCGAACUUCAGAAACUUGACCUCUUCAACGAUGAAAAUAAACUUGCAGUUGAUAUUUUUCGAACAACAAAAGCUAUUGCAUGGAAUUUCACAAACUUUUCAAGAGAUUUGUGCAUUGAACUCGGAAAAGCUGGUGUGAUUCCACUGCUUUUGGCAAACUUCACUCAAAAAGAAUUCCUUCCAUCUAAAAUCACAGAAUCAAUUUUAGUUCAUAUGAAAGGAACCUUAGGGAUUUUGAGCAAUAUGAUACGACUUUCUCCAGGUAAUAGACAGAUAGCGUGUGAACAUGGUGCAGUGAAGCUUCUUUUGGAUUACUCCAAGGUUGAAUUCACAAUGCUGAAAGCAAAAUGUUUCAUCAAUCUCUCGUUCCUUAUUCGAACCGAUGCAGAGGUAGGUCUUCUAGAGAGCACGGGUUCUGUCAUCAGACUCAUCAUCAGCCUUCUCAGUACAUCUCUAGCUUCGAAUUCCGGAUGUGCACGAGGGUUUGGUACCUCAGAGAUUCUACUGGCUCUGAAUAAUCUUGCACUGAACGAUAAAAAUAAAGUUAAAGUUGUGGAAUACGGUGGUCUAACUCAGCUGGCGAAAGCUCUGCAGCUGGAAACUCCAGAAAAUAAGGAUUCAAUUCAGAUACUUUCAGCAGAGCUAACGUGGAAAUUGUCGUUCAUCGAAGAAAACAAAGAGAAAAUUAAAGCAGAGAAUGGUCUGGUUAAUGCACUUGUCAUACUUAAGACAUCGGCGAACGGUAAACUUAAAACGGCAUGCUCAGGUGCAUUGUGGGAAACAUUCGAGGGGAUAUUUGAAGAAGAAGACAACACAUCGACUAACGUUAAGACAACACGUCUGAAGAAAGGUCGCCACGUGAUGAUCAGUUACCAAUGGGAUGUCCAGGCAAGAAUAAUUCAAUUGAAAGAAAAACUCCAAAAAUCUGGUUACAACGUUUGGAUGGACAUUGAUCAGAUGGAAGGGGACUUAUUAGGUGCAAUGGCGGCUGCCAUUGAAAAUGCAGCAGUUGUAUUAGCAUGCGUGUCUCAAAAGUACAAGGACAGUACAAGCUGUAGAACAGAAGCAACGUACGCAUAUAAACAAAAUAAACCAAUUAUACCACUACUUGUUCAAGCAAAUUAUACGGCAGAUGGCUGGCUUGGGGCACUCGUGGGAACUCUAAAGUAUUACCCGCUCUUUAAAGAUUUCAUGGUUGCAACAGAAUUUCCAAAAAUUACGAAUGAGAUCGGAGAAAGAGGCAAAGUUAACUCACACUGUAAAGACAUCGUUGUUCUUUCUACAAUGCAGGAGGGUAACACCAACAAAACUCGGGCAGAUCUUAUCGACAGGGCGGUGCCUGCAGGCCCUAUUUCCGAUAAAGUUUCGGAGUGGACUACAAAACAAGUUAGUGAAUGGUUGAAACGAAUUCAAAUGGCGGAGUUAUGUCACGCUAUGAAGCAAGUAAAUGGCAAACUUCUGAUUCAGAUGUUUAAGAUGUCGAAUAAAGCUCCUGAUUUCUUCUACACAAGAUUAGAGAGAGAUUUCAAAAUGAACAAUUUAAUGCAAAUACUUAAAUUUUCAAGCGCCAUCGAUGAAUUACUAGAUUAA
Molecule: messenger RNA, 2148 nt
Organism: Anneissia japonica
Lineage: Eukaryota; Metazoa; Echinodermata; Crinoidea; Comatulida; Comatulidae
Exons: 5
Coding region: 1-2148 (715 amino acids)
Biological process (GO): signal transduction
Source: RefSeq, a predicted model, not a curated record